Molecule: messenger RNA, 2772 nt
Organism: Anopheles arabiensis
Lineage: Eukaryota; Metazoa; Arthropoda; Insecta; Diptera; Culicidae
Gene: Snx6
Product: sorting nexin-6
Exons: 7
Coding region: 397-1689 (430 amino acids)
Biological process (GO): phagosome-lysosome fusion involved in apoptotic cell clearance
Molecular function (GO): phosphatidylinositol binding
Source: RefSeq, a predicted model, not a curated record
CAUAUCAAUCUCAUAUCUGUCGAGGGGAGAAGUUUACAAUAUUGUGCUGACGAAGUAGUUUGCAUGGGACAUCAGUGGAGAAAAUAAUAGAGAAAAUUACUCCCCACGAGCCGCAUUCGCUAGUCACUGUUGCGUGAUUUCUUAAUGGCUUUUACAGCAGCGUGAAAAUAUAUUAGUCCUUCCUUUCAGUUGUGUGGCUUUGUUGCGACCAAACGUAUAGCCCGGCCGUUCGUGUACUGAUUCAUCGAAUUAGUUGCGUUAAAAGAUUUGACCCAAGUCGGUAUUGGCCGUGGUUUGAUCUGCCUAGCCAGAUAGUUCGCAUUCCUAACGCAUUAGGAAAGUAGAUACGGAUCGUAGUGUUGCCGGAAGUAGCGAAUCAUUCAAAAUCAAGCCAAGAUGAUGGAUGGAAUCGAAGAAAACGGAUCACCGCAGCAAGCGACGAGCCCGAUUGUCACCGUCCCGGAGACGAUAGGUUCGCGCCAGGGAUCCGUUGAGGGCGGAUCAACUACUGGUACCACCGCAGCGCUGCCGGAAAAUUCCCUACUGGUCGACAUUUCCGACGCAUUGAGUGAGAAGGAGCGGGUAAAAUUUACCGUCCACACGCGCACGAACUUACCCGGCUUUGACAAGUCCGACUUUCUGGUGGUCCGACAGCACGAGGAAUUCGUCUGGCUGCACGAUCGCUUCGAAGAGAACGAAGAGUAUGCCGGUUACAUUAUCCCACCGUGUCCGCCCCGGCCUGACUUCGAUGCAUCGCGCGAGAAGCUGCAACGGCUGGGCGAAGGCGAAGGCAAUAUGACCAAGGAGGAGUUUAAGAAGAUGAAGCUGGAGCUGGAAGCCGAAUAUUUGGCCACCUUCAAAAAGACUGUCGCCAUGCACGAAGUCUUCCUGACGCGUCUCGCCUCGCAUCCCGUGUUCCGAGAGGAUUCGCACCUGAAGGUGUUCCUCGUGUACGACCAGGAUUUGUGUGCAAAAAUGAAGAAAAAGAUCGACAUCUUUGGUGGACUGGUGAAAAGCAUCGGCAAAACGACGGAUGAAAUCUACCUCGGUGCCACGGUGAAGGAUGUGAACGAUUUCUUCGAGCACGAGCUGCAGUUCUUGGGCGAGUACCAUUCCCACUUGAAAGAGGCCGCGAUACGAACGGAGAAAAUGACCAACAAACACAAGGACGUGGCCGAUUCGCAUGUGCGCAUUUCAUCUCAAUUGCUGGCGCUAUCCACCGCGGAACACGGCUCAAUGGAGAAGUUUUUGGCAAAGACGUCCGAUAUUUUCGAAAAAAUAAGGAACAUGGAAGGACGUGUGGCAAGCGAUCAGGACCUGAAGCUGGGAGAUACGCUGCGAUACUAUCAACGGGAUAGUAAUGCAGCCAAAGCGUUGUUAAUUCGUCGUUUGCGCUGCUUGGCUGCGUACGAAGCCGCCAACCGCAACCUAGAAAAGGCAAGGGCGAAAAAUAAGGAUGUUCACGCGCCGCUGGAAGUACAGGAGGCGGAAAGUGCACAGACACAGGCAUGCGAAAAGUUCGAAUCGAUGUCAGCACGCGGCAAGGAAGAAUUGGUCAGCUUUAGAUUGCGCCGUGUGGCUGCCUUCAAGAAAAGCUUGACUGAUCUUGCAGAGUUGGAAAUAAAGCACGCUAAAGGACAGUACGAAUUUCUACGCCAGUCUUUACUCGCCUUACAAGAGCUGGUUUAGUAAACGGGCUGAAACAAAACACAAACACUCACUUUCUUACAUUUGCGGCAAAGAAAUGCGAUACAAAACGUAACCGUCUAAGUGGAACAAUAUUUCUCCUAUCUGUGAAGUAUCAAUGGACACAUCCGUCGGCGAUGUCGGAACGUGAUUGCCAGCGAAACGCAUUUGUAACCGACUGGAAUCGGGGGAGAUAAGGAGGGGAGGGGGGGGGAGGGUUUAACUCACCAAUUUGGAGAAAACAAAGAUCCGUUCUGUUGAUCUACCAUAGAAUAGCAGAGAGCAAAUGUGUCUUCAUGAUAAUGCAAAUAAUACGAAAAUUAUUAGAAGAAUGAAUUCAUCGAACCAUGAAACAAAACACCGUUAGGGGGCUUUUUUUCUUUUCCUCACCUUUAUGUAGUGUAAUAAUAUAUUAUUCCCUUUAUCACGCAAAACGUAUCUAGGAAACAAGUACAAGAAACGCCGUUGAAAUCAUUAUCAUGAUUCACAUUAUUACAUUCUAUUGUUGGCUGUUUAGAUAACGGGGAUGCAUACACCUGUUGAGAUGUAGGGAGUGCUUCGUUAAUUUGUUUGUUUUUUUAUCGGUUCGGUAAUCCAUAAAAUAUUAAAUAUUUGACCUUAUGUAUUAGAGUUUGUUACGAGUUGUCGAAACAUACUGCGCUCGAAUUCAGUGAAAUAAUUGUGAAUUAUAAAUUGCACUUCAUUUUUCUUCCAUCGAAUAUGUAAUGUCAAGGAAUAAUGUAUUUUUAGCGAGAGAUUUGAAGAAGAAGGUUUUAUGCUUUUCUUGUAAACGGAGGGGAAAUGAUAAGAAGAGUGCGUUCCAGGAAAACCAAAUUAGCUGUUGCGUCUAGGACGGACGGGUAGGGCAGUAGGAGAAUCUAUUGGCAUUUUAUUUUUCUACUAUACCCUUUAUACACAAGCGAUUGUUCUUUCUUUUCGUCUCGGUAUAAACUGAUGAUGGAUUCAAAACGGCAUGGACUCGUACUGAAGCCUGCGCGACACACAUAUAUAUAGAAGCGUACAUGUCGGUAAAUAACAGUUUGUAUGAAAUAUUGAUGAAAUAAAUAAAUCUACAAAUAAACAAAA